CUACAACUCCUCAGCCAAUCACUACAAACUCCUCAGCCAACCACUACAACUCCUCUGCCAACCACUACAACUCCUCAGCCAACCACUACAACUCCUCAGCCAACCACUACAACUCCUCAGCCAACCACUACAACUCCUCAGCCAACCACUACAACUCCUCAGCCAACCACUACAACUCCUCAGCCAACCACUACAACUGCUCAGCCAACCACUACAACUCCUCAGCCAACCACUACAACUCCUCAGCCAACCACUACAACUCCUCAGCCAACCACUACAACUCCUCCACAAACCACUACAACUGCACAGCCAACCACUACAACUCCUCAGCCAACCACUACAACUGCUCAGCCAACCACUACAACUGCUCAGCCAACCACUACAACUGCUCAGCCAACCAUUACAACUGCUCAGCCAACCGCUACAACCGCACAGCCAACCGCUACAACCGCACAGCCACCACUACAACUGCUCACCCAAAACGACUCCCUCAACAAACCACUGCUGCACCAGUCACCACUACAGCAAACCACCACUACAACUGCUGCCCAAUCAGCCCACCACCCAAAAUCUACACCGAUCCACCUCUGCGGGACAUCUGUUUGGAUCCCACUAAUCCAGCGGGUUUUGUGA
Messenger RNA from Penaeus monodon (black tiger shrimp), 633 nucleotides. Its product is annotated as integumentary mucin C.1-like. The record is from RefSeq and is a predicted model, not a curated record. The annotation marks the transcript as partial. Lineage: Eukaryota; Metazoa; Arthropoda; Malacostraca; Decapoda; Penaeidae. The transcript has a single exon.